UGCAAAAAAGUAGCAAGUCCCUCCAACCCCAGCCUCCAUCAUCAACCUUUGCUUCUCAAAUGGAACCCAAAAAAAUUUAAAAAACCCCAAAUAAAUAAUUGGAGUAAAUAACAAAGUUAUGAUUCUCACGUCCCACCAUCUCAAACCCUUGCUUCAAUCCAACUCCACACGGCAACACCAACAGCAAGAAGAAGCCGAACCCAUGUUCUAAAAAUCCUUCCCAAAUUACCCCUCACCAUGACAGCAGUGCUCCAGUCCCCCUCGCAUCUCCCUUCAUCUCCAAGUUCCCAACUUUCUUGCUCCUCCAGUGAUGCUCUGCAAACCCUUUUAACCUCUGAAGGACACGACGGCUCUGAAGAGGUGGAAGAAGAAAGAGAGGAAUCCUUGUUUUAUUUGCUGGUGACUGCUUUGAGGAGAUCAAUGGCGCAGUGCAGGGUGGAGGAGGAGGAGGAGGAGGAGGAGGAGGGGGAUCGCCGGUCUAUGGAGAUCGGGUGGCCAACGGAGGUGAGGCACGUGGCUCACGUGACCUUUGACAGGUUCCAUGGGUUUCUGGGGUUGCCUGUUGAGUUUGAGCCUGAGGUCCCCAGGAGAGCUCCCAGUGCCAGUGCAACUGUUUUCGGUGUUUCUACCGAGUCUAUGCAAUGCUCUUAUGAUCCUAGAGGGAACAGCAUACCAACAAUUCUCCUGUUAAUGCAAAGACGUCUUUAUGAAAGAGGGGGCCUGCAGGCAGAAGGCAUUUUCAGAAUUAAUGGAGAGAAUGGCCAAGAGGAGUUUGUAAGGGAUCAGCUAAAUAGUGGAAUAGUGCCCGAUGGAAUUGAUGUGCACUGUUUAGCUGGUUUGAUCAAGGCUUGGUUAAGAGAACUUCCUACUGGGGUUCUUGACCCUCUAACACCCGAGCAAGUAAAGCAAUGCCAAUCAGAAGAGGAGUGUGCUCAAGUUGUGAGCCUUCUACCACCGACAGAGGCUGCAUUAUUGGACUGGGCUAUCAACUUGAUGGCAGAUGUUGUCCAAGAAGAGCAGAAAAAUAAGAUGAAUGCACGAAAUGUUGCCAUGGUUUUUGCGCCAAACAUGACCCAGAUGGCGGAUCCUUUGACUGCAUUAAUGUAUGUAGUCCAAGUGAUGAAUUUUCUCAAGAUGCUGAUCCUCAGGACACUUAAAUCAAGGCAAGAAUUAACAGUAGAUGAUUACUCAGUUUUUCACUCCGAUCCAUCCGAUGAAAAUGGCCAUAACAGUCCUCAGGUCCCUCUAGAAGCCGAUAGCAACAUAGCAGUCGAGCAAGUCUUUGUUCCUGAGGAACCUAAUUUAGAUGAUCUUACACAAGAUUCUAAGGAAAAUUUGGAGGUACAAAAUAAAAUAACUGAUACUUCAGAAAAUUCGCACGGAAAUGUUCUUCCUGAAGAGACUACAUAUUGCACUGAUGAAAACUUCUGUGAAUUGCCACGACAAACUGAUGGCCAAACCGAGAGAGAAGAAAUCAAUGUUAAUUCUUCUGCUGCCGUUCAAGCAAAUGUGCAGAGAACUGGAAAAGCCAAAUCAAACAGUAAGAAAGGAAGAAGAAAAGCUAGGGAACCUUCCCCUAUCCAAGCAAAUAUGCAAGCUGAGAAAUCAAAAGGGACUAGUAUCGUAACUCGUAUAAAUUCUAAGACAGAAAGAAUAGAAGCGUGGAGGUGAAACUAGUGAUUAUUUUGCUGCUGACGUAGUUUUGGGUUAAGAAUUCGUGUUAUUGUGUGGAUUGUGGUUUUGUGGUUGGUUUGUAUUUUCUAUUGACUGCACUGAUUUAGCUGUUUCUGGCUUAUAAAAAAUGUGGUUUUACUUCUAAAAUAGUGCAUGAGAUUGGUAUUUGUAUAACUCUGUCACAUGUUAAUAUCUUACAACCUUUUAUC
Messenger RNA from Asparagus officinalis (garden asparagus), 1883 nucleotides. Its product is annotated as rho GTPase-activating protein 4-like. Gene Ontology annotation, molecular function: GTPase activator activity. Lineage: Eukaryota; Viridiplantae; Streptophyta; Magnoliopsida; Asparagales; Asparagaceae. The record is from RefSeq and is a predicted model, not a curated record. Gene Ontology annotation, biological process: signal transduction. The coding region runs from base 238 to 1671 and encodes 477 amino acids. The transcript has 5 exons.